Messenger RNA from Drosophila hydei, 4154 nucleotides. RefSeq names its product importin subunit beta (gene Fs(2)Ket). The record is from RefSeq and is a predicted model, not a curated record. Gene Ontology annotation, cellular component: cytoplasm; nucleus. Gene Ontology annotation, molecular function: small GTPase binding; nuclear import signal receptor activity. The transcript is spliced from 9 exons. The coding region runs from base 397 to 3051 and encodes 884 amino acids. Lineage: Eukaryota; Metazoa; Arthropoda; Insecta; Diptera; Drosophilidae. Gene Ontology annotation, biological process: protein import into nucleus.
AUCGACGCGGAGCUGUUUUCCAUGUGUAGUCGAGAAUUAUUAUGAGCCGGCCUGCUUCUCUUUCUUUAACAAUUCACGUUUAGUCGAACAUAAAAAUUCUUGUUCCAAGUUAACUACAGCUAAACAAAUUUAAGUUACAUAUAUAAACAAUUUGAGCGACAGUCUUUCUGGUCCCGCGUGUUUUGACAGUUGGAAUAGACAAAAUCGAAAUAGCAACACAGCAUCAGGAACGCGCAGACAAAGGGGAAACAGACACGCACAGUGACUGCUCGGUAUUGUCUAUAUUCACAUAUACAUACACACCAUAGGAAGCUAAGCGAUUACGAAAAAAAUUUCCACACAUUCGCGCCCUAACAGCUACGGCAUUUACACGAAAUCGAAAGUAAGAGCACAAAAAUGACUUCGGACAUAACACGCCAACUAAUUGUUAUCUUGGAGAAGACGGUGUCACCAGACAAAAAUGAAUUGCUUUCUGCAAAGAACUUCCUUGAGCAGGCUGCCGCCAGCAAUCUGACGGAAUUUCUAAAGGCGCUAUCCAAAAUUCUAGUUGAUACCACAAAUAGUGUUGUGGCACGCAUGGCAGCUGGUCUUCAACUGAAAAAUCACUUAACAAGCAAGGAUGAAAAGAUCAGCCUUCAGUAUCAGGAGCGCUGGCAUCAGUUUCCUGAGGAAACCCGUGAACUUAUCAAAAAUAAUAUACUUGCUGCUUUGGGCACCGAAAAUACACGGCCAUCAUGUGCUGCCCAAUGCGUUGCCUAUGUAGCUGUUAUUGAGUUGCCCAUCAACCGCUGGGGCAUACUAAUACAGACGCUUGUCAACAAAGUCGUUCAUGAGGGCUCCAGCGAAAUGCACCGUGAAGCUGCGCUUGAGGCAAUUGGUUACAUUUGCCAAGAUAUCCAAUAUGGCGUUCUCGAAAAUCAAUCCAAUCAGGUGCUUACUGCCAUUAUACAUGGAAUGCGAAAGCAGGAGCCCAGUAAUCACGUGAGAUUGGCUGCCACGACGGCGCUAUACAACUCAUUAGAGUUCACCAAAGCAAACUUUGAGAAGGACAUGGAGCGAAAUUUUAUCAUGGAGGUAGUAUGUGAGGCAACACAGUGCACAGACACACAGAUUUGUGUUGCUGCUUUGCAAUGUUUAGUUAAGAUCAUGUCGCUGUACUACCAAUUCAUGGAGCCCUACAUGGCGCAAGCAUUGUUCCCGAUUACCUUGGAAGCCAUGAAGUCUGACAAUGAUGCAAUAGCUCUUCAGGGAAUCGAGUUUUGGUCAAAUGUAAGCGAUGAGGAAAUUGAUCUUGCCAUUGAGAGUCAAGAGGCCACCGACCAGGGUCGCGCGCCGCAACGUGUCUCCAAACAUUAUGCACGUGGGGCUCUUCAGUUUUUAACACCGGUUCUAGUUGAGAAACUUACUGACCAAGACGAAUGUGACGAUGAAGACAAUUGGAGUCCGGCUAAAGCUUCCUCAGUAUGCCUGAUGCUUUUGGCCACAUGCUGCGAGGACGAAAUUGUGCCGCAUGUCUUGCCGUUCAUUAAAGAAAAUAUUGAAUCACCCAAUUGGCGCUACCGAGACGCUGCAGUGAUGACUUUCGGCUCAGUGCUCAGUGGGUUGGAAACCAACACGUUGAAACCACUUGUUGAGCAGGCGAUGCCCACCCUGAUACGCCUUAUGUACGAUUCCAGUGUUAUCGUUCGCGACACAACAGCCUGGACCUUUGGACGGAUAUGCGACAUUAUUCCGGAAGCAGCUAUAAACAAGACAUAUUUGCAAACGUUGCUUGAGUGCUUCGUCAAAAGUCUUAAAUCGGAACCACGUGUGGCCGCUAAUGUUUGCUGGGCGUUUACAGGCCUUUCGGAUGCCGCUUACGAAGCUGCCAUCACCACCGAGGGAGACACACCGGAGACGUAUGCAUUAUCGCCAUACUUUGAAUUUAUUAUCACCCAAUUGUUGGAAGCCACCGAUCGGUCAGACGGCGCUCAGGCUAAUUUGCGCAGUGCUGCCUACGAGGCCUUGAUGAAUAUGAUUAAAAAUUCGCCUUUGGAUUGCUAUCUGGUCGUUCAGCAUACUACUAUUGUCAUCUUAGAGCGUCUUAACCAAGUUAUGCAGAUGGAGAGUCGCAUCAGCAACCACAGCGAUCGCCAUCAGUUUAAUGACCUACAGUCCCUGCUCUGUGCUACUCUGCAGAGUGUGUUGCGUAAAGUGCGCGAGGAGGAUGCUCCACAAAUUUCAGACGCCAUUAUGACUGCAAUCUUGACGAUGUUUAGCUCAAGUGCCGGAAAGUCAGGUGGCGUUCAGGAAGAUGCCUUCUUGGCUCUCUCCACGUUGGUCGAGCUACUUGGCUUUCAAUUUGCCAAAUACAUGCCAGCCUUUAAAGAUUUCCUUAUCAUGGGUCUCAAGAAUCAUCAAGAAUACCAAGUUUGCUGUGCUUGCGUUGGACUAACUGGUGAUAUUUUUCGCGCACUGAAGCAUCUAAUGGUACCCUACUGCGAUGAAAUAAUGUCCGUAUUAAUGAACGAUUUGUCCGAACCCAAUCUUGAUCGGAGUGUAAAGCCACAUAUCCUAUCUGCUUUUGGCGAUAUGGCUCUAAGCAUUGGAAGCGACUUUCUCAAAUACUUAAAUGUAGUUUUGGAAAUGUUGCGGGCAGCUUCCGAUUUACAGGUGGAUUCCAGCAACCACCACAUGACUGAAUACAUAAAAGAAUUGCGUGAGAGUGUUCUUGAGGCAUAUACCGGUAUCGUUCAAGGUCUUAAGGGAGCCGAGCAAACGGCCAAUCCAGAUGUGUUUCACUUGGAACCUCAUCUAAUGCAUAUCAUUGCCUUCAUCAAGCGCAUUGCACAAGACGGUGACGUUUCCGAUUUGAUGAUGGCAAGUGUCGCUGGAUUUAUUGGAGACUUAUGCACUUCUUUUGGGCCUCGUCUGUAUCCGUUGCUGGAUGAUGUGGUCAUCACACAGUUUCUGGCUGAUGGAAAGCGUUCCAAAGGUCAACGCACCAAAAUGCUCUGUACAUGGGCGGCCAAGGAGAUCAAGAGAAUUAACAGUCAAGUUAUAGCCCAGUAAAAUGGUCUUUUAGUUGUUAAUGUAAUCCCACCCCAAUGUAUGUACGCAGCCAAACUGUUACAGUAUGAAUCUGAGGUAUGUGGAUGUCUGAACUAAAACUAUAUGGUUUGUGAUUGAAGUGUUAUGAGCGAGAAGCACUCCUUAUAAAAAACACUUUAAAUGCGCGCGAGUGUGGCGUGAUGUGUGAUAUUACUAAAUGAUUACGUCGUGUAUGAAAACUAUGUUUGGGGACAACACGCCGAAUGAAAAUUAAAAAUUUAUCGGAUACAUUAGCGAACGUGACACAUUUUGGAUGAUUGAUGAACUUGUGCGCAUGAGUGAUGAUGAUAACAAUGAAUUAUGAUGAAAACUGAUGUAUUUUAAUUGUAAGCGUAUCUGAGAGUAAUGCUGACAUUUCAAAUCCCAAUAGGGCUGAUCCUGCAUAUAUAUUGUAUAUACAGAUAUAAAUAUUGUAAAACAAAGUCAGCUACAUUGUAAUAUAUGUGCUUGGGUGUGCGAGACUAUGACUGAUGUAGGUGUAUGAUUGUGGGUUAACGUCAUUCCAGGUUCACAAAUGAAUUUUAAAAGCGAAUGACAUACAUUUCAAUCGUCUGUCUGCUUUUGUUAUUAAAUAUACAUAACUUAAAUUAGUUGCAAUGUAUAAGUGUGAUCGGUUAAUAUAAGAGUGAGCAGAAGGAACACCUUAAAAAUGUAAUUGUGUUCAAUGCAUUUAGGUCGGGGUGCAUGUGGACAAGUGAGCAUGUAUGUGAUUGAUGUGUGAAUAUAAGUGUAAAAAGCACCACGCGCAGCAGAGCAAGAAAAAUAAUGUUCUGUUUUGUAGGAAUGCAAAUCAAGAACUUAUUGUAAAAAAAAAAAUAAAAAAUUAGAAGAAAACAAAAAUAUGACAUUGAAAGAGAUCAAAAACAAAAACAAAAACAAAUCGAACACGAAACAUAUGGUACUGAUUUUAUACUGAGAACUGAGACUUUCUACUUAUACAAUACAUACAUAAAUACUUACAACUACAUAAGGACUAUCAUUAAUUACUUUACGCGGGACGUACGAUACAAACUAACAGAAAAAUAGUAAAAUUUACACAACACAACGUACAUAAAAAGAAUAAU